Messenger RNA from Anas platyrhynchos (mallard), 8832 nucleotides. It is a transcript of the gene SLC4A8, whose product is annotated as solute carrier family 4 member 8. Gene Ontology annotation, biological process: monoatomic anion transport; transmembrane transport; regulation of intracellular pH. Gene Ontology annotation, molecular function: solute:inorganic anion antiporter activity; monoatomic anion transmembrane transporter activity; sodium:bicarbonate symporter activity. The record is from RefSeq and is a predicted model, not a curated record. Gene Ontology annotation, cellular component: plasma membrane. Lineage: Eukaryota; Metazoa; Chordata; Aves; Anseriformes; Anatidae.
UCCCUCACCCCCGGGGAGACGGGGACAGUGGGAUGGAGGCGGCGAAGGGAAAGCAACCGGAGCAUCCCCCAGCUCCCUCCCUGCUUCGGCUCCAUGCAGGCAGCAUCCUCAUCCCGCAGUAACACAGGGAUCAGCCUCGUUAAUUACAUCUGGGGCAUCAUUAAGUCCAUUCAGCUGGCUUGGCUCAUGGAGCUGCAGGGACCCCAUCCCUCCCAUGGCUGCUGGCACGUGGUGGGACCAGGGGGACGGGACGCGAGCUUUGCCUGCUCACACAGUGUUUUUGGUGCUCCCCCACACCAGGAGGGCUCCAAGCUAGACCUGACCCUCCUCUUUGAGCUUUUUCCAGUCCUCAAUUACACCAGAGUUUCCCUGGGGAAAGACUUUUCUUUCUCAACCAGAGGAGUUGCCCUGGGGCAGGUAAACUGAGGCAGGGCACUCCAAAAUCCCUCUCUCUCCUGCUGGGUCAAAAAAAAAAAUCACUGCAAAACAAUAAUUUAGAGAAGUUUUCUUGAGAUGGGUGCGGGGAGAGGCGUGCGCUGAACUCACAGCACUAAGGGGUUCACUGCAGUUGUGUCAAAACGAGCCUUCCUCCUUUGCUCCAGUGAUUUCUGAUUUCAUUUUUACAAGCACUAAUUGCUUCCCGACAAAACCAGCUAGGAAGCAGCCAGACGGAGCUUUUCGCUUAGAAAAUAGUGAAGUGGAACAACUCUGGCUGCUCCGAAGCCCACAGACAUGCCCUGCAAAGCUCAGCGUCCCCUUUCCCGGCUCAUUUUCGAUGAUUUGAUGUUUUCCAGGCGCCUGUCAGUGGUGGAGAAGGACAGAGAGGGAGGGCGAAGCGUCUGCAAGGGCUGGUGCCCGUCCCGGGUCCUCUCCUUCCUGCCCUGCCCCAUCCCACGGUCCCAUCCCAUGGCUCCACACUGCCAUGGCUCUCCUAAACCAUUAAAUCCUCCAGUGUCCCCAGUGAGAUAACCCCUCGGGGCCCAUUCAGGUGCCCUAACUGGGUCCCAGAGAGUUUUGAUUAGGGCCAUUGGCUUUGAUAGCAUCUCUGUGCAAGGCUUGCAGUGAUUUUGGGGAUGCUGCAGUGGGCAGGGAAGGGCGAUGGGAUGCUCAGAGCAUCCUGCCACAGACCCAGCAGAACCUGGGACUUUUUGGCAGAGGGAGGUGCCCGCUUGUCCAGUUUGUGCUUGUAUUUGCUCUUUAAGCAUUAACACUAAAUAAUAAAAAAGCAGCGGGGAUUCGAGCUUGGGUCAUGAUGAGAUUUUAACUGAUUAGACCUCGGUGUCAGCUUCCUUCUCCGUGUUAUUUUACACCCCGUGUCACCUUUCAGGGCAAGCCGGGCACUUAACCUUUGUGCCGAGCGGCGCCGGGGAGGAAGUUCAUCGGAGCAAGCGAAUUUGCAUCAUAGAAAUGAUGGAUUAGCUCCGAUCAGAAAAUAAAGUGGGGCUGGAGACAGCUGGCCAAUGUGAGCAGGGGAAGCGAGACGAGUAAAAACGUUGCUUAUCUGGAUGCGUCUCCCAGCCCCGCGCUUUGUGAGGGUUUCUCGGGAAAUGAUUUCACCCCUCGGGAAGGCAGCAAGUGCUGGGGAGAAGAAACCAGCAGGAGCAUGGGGAGGGAAGGGUGCGCUUUGCAAGGGGCUCUGCCUUGCUGUGUCCUUGCUUGGUAGGAAAUCCUACUGUUGGAGAUAGACUUUAUUUUAAAAUUUGGAACAGUUGUGGUUUUUUUUCUUUCAUGUACUCCAAGAGCCAUUUCGAAGCUCUGUGUUUCAGUGCCAUGCUGGGACUUGCUUUGACUAACAAGGAUUUUUAACUAAUAGAAACCUGAAAGGAGGCCACGCCAAAGCGAGACCUUCUUGAAAUGCUGUGGUUUUUGAAGGAAACGCUGACAAAAAUCAGUACUGUCCCACAGCAUUUAUUUUCCCACCAGUUUGCACCUCACUUGCAUUUCAGCAGCUCAUGCUUUUACGUACACCCAAGCACAUUACACGCCUCUUGGCCCAGCAGGACAAAGCAUUUACUCUGUUUACUCCAUCGGGAACAGUUUUUGCUCAAAGAGGAGCCGGGUUUGUCCUGUCCCUUGAUUUCAGCACGAGCUUUGGCUGUGCUGACAAUGGGCAAACGCUCUCCGAUGACCUUCAGCACGUCCACAAACUUGCUGCUCCUUUUUCCAGACGUGUUAACAGAUGGGCUUCAACCGGGAGCGCUUUGGGCACGGAUGCCCUUGGCUCAGUCAAAUCCUAACCCCCGAGGGAAUUUCGGCAGCCGCUUGGCUGAGAUAUCUCCGGCCAUGUAGGAUGCGAGAGCUGAAUUUCGCAGCAGCCCCAGGGGCUGGUGGUGUGGUAGCGGUGUGAGCAUUGGUGGGAACAGGAGUUUUGUUGGCAUCUCCCAGUCUCGGGAUGUGAGGGUUUAAAUUGCUGCUGGGAUCUGCCUGGGGGUUCUGGUUCUGGAAGGGCCGUUGGUGUUUGUGCCUCCGGUGACGCCCGUGGCGCUGGGGCCCUCCUGGCGAGGAGGCGCGGGAUCCGCUCGGAUGUCCCGGGGCAGUCGGGCCCCAUGCAUGGCCCAAAGGCUCCAUGGAAAGCCGGUGACCAACGCGAGGCCGAACGGGAGCGCGACAGGCUGGACGUGACUCUUCUGGAUGAGCUGCAGAGACCUGAUGAAGAGGCGGUGGUCGACCAGGGGGGAACAAGCAACGUAGUCAAUAUUCACUAUGAGAAGGAGGAGCUGGAAGGCCACCGGACCCUGUACGUGGGUGUGCAGAUGCCCCUGGUGAGGCAGAGCCACCGGCACCACCGGCCCCGCAGCCAGAAGCAUCGGAAACGGGAGCGGGCCAAGGGGGCAGCCCCCGAGGACCAGGGCUACCACUACACCCCGUCCCAGCGGGUGCAGUUCAUCCUCAGCACCGAGGAGGAUGAGCAGCACGUCCCCCACGACUUAUUUACUGAGCUGGAUGAGAUCUGCGUGAAGGAGCGUGAAGAUGCAGAGUGGAAGGAAACGGCGAGGUGGCUGAAGUUUGAGGAGGAUGUGGAAGACGGCGGCGAGCGCUGGAGCAAGCCCUACGUGGCCACGCUCUCCUUGCACAGCCUCUUCGAGCUGAGGAACUGCAUCAUCAAAGGCACGGUGCUGCUGGACAUGUGCGCCAACAGCACCGAGGAGAUUGCAGAUAUGAUCCUGGACCAGCAAAACCAGUCCAGCGAAUUUGACGAGAGCAUGCGGGAGAAAGUCCGAGAAGUCCUCCUGAAGAAGCACCACCAUCAGAACGAGAAGAAGAGAAACAACCUCCUCCCCAUCGUCCGCUCGUUUGCCGACGUGAGCAAGAGGCAGCCAGACCUGCACCCCCUCGACAAGCCAGCCCAAACACUCACCCCCCACACUCCUCCCACCACCAUAGAAGCUAAAAAUGGGGUGAACCAUGACACCAGCCCAAUGGAUUUAAGCAAGGCUGAGCUGCACUUCAUGAAGAAAAUUCCUAUUGGGGCUGAAGCAGCAAACGUGCUCGUAGGAGAGCUGGAUUUCCUUCACCAGCCCAUCAUGGCAUUUGCCCGCCUGACCCCGGCAGUCCUCCUCUCAGGCAUGACAGAAGUUCCCAUCCCAACCAGGUUCCUGUUUAUUUUGCUGGGACCAGAAGGAAAAGCCCAUCAGUACCACGAGAUUGGCAGGUCCAUGGCUACUCUCAUGACGGAUGAGGUUUUCCAUGACGUUGCCUAUAAAGCCAAGAACCGGGCAGACCUCGUGGCUGGCAUCGACGAGUUCCUGGAUCAGGUCACGGUCUUGCCGCCGGGAGAGUGGGAUCCAUCGAUCCGAAUCGAGCCCCCCAAAAAUCUCCCUUCACAGAAAAAAAGGAAGACGCCAGGACUUCUUGAUGACAGCGCUUCUCACAGAAAGCCAGAAAAACACAGUGGCCCUGAACUAGAGCGAACGGGAAGGCUCUUUGGAGGUCUGAUCCUGGAUGUGAAGCGAAAAGUCCCAUGGUUCUGGAGCGACUUUCGGGAUGCUCUGAGCCUGCAGUGUCUGGCAUCCUUCCUCUUCCUCUACUGUGCCUGCAUGUCCCCCGUCAUCACCUUCGGGGGGCUGCUGGGGGAGGCGACCGAUGGCCACAUAAGUGCCAUGGAGUCGCUACUGGGCGCAUCCAUGACUGGUGUGGUCUAUUCGCUCUUUGCCGGCCAACCUCUCACCAUCCUCGGCAGCACCGGCCCCGUCCUCGUGUUUGAGAAGAUCCUCUACAAGUUCUGCAAGGACUAUGCACUCUCCUACCUCUCCCUGAGGACGUGCAUAGGGCUGUGGACCGCCUUCCUCUGCGUGGUGCUGGUGGCCACGGAUGCCAGCUGCUUGGUGUGCUACAUCACCCGCUUCACCGAAGAAGCCUUCGCUGCCCUCAUCUGCAUCAUCUUCAUCUACGAGGCUCUGGAGAAGCUGAUCUGCCUGGGAGAGACCUACCCUGUGCACAUGCACAGCAAGCUUGACUUCCUCACCAUCUACUACUGUAAGUGUGAGGCGCCGACCCAUCCCAGCAACGAGACCCUGCGCUUUUGGGAGAGCAACAAGAUCAACGUGUCUGCCAUCGCCUGGGGAAACCUCACGGUGACCGAAUGUCGGCAUUUGCACGGAGAAUUUCACGGACCUGCCUGUGGACACAACGGCCCCUACACACCCAAUGUCCUCUUCUGGUCCUGCAUCCUCUUCUUCUCCACCUUUGUCCUGUCAAGCUCCUUGAAGAUGUUUAAAACCAGCCGCUAUUUCCCAACCAGAGUACGGUCCACCAUAAGCGACUUUGCUGUUUUCCUCACCAUCGUCGUCAUGGUGCUCAUUGACUUCCUGAUUGGGAUCCCCUCACCGAAGCUCCACGUCCCCCAUAUGUUCAAGCCCACCAGAGAUGACCGUGGGUGGCUCAUCAGCCCCAUAGGACCCAACCCUUGGUGGACGGUGCUGGCUGCGCUCAUCCCAGCCCUGCUCUGCACCAUCUUGAUCUUCAUGGACCAGCAGAUCACCGCUGUUAUCGUGAACAGGAAGGAGCACAGGCUGAAGAAAGGAUGCGGGUACCACCUGGACCUUUUCAUGGUGGCUGUGAUGCUCGGGGUGUGCUCUGUCAUGGGCCUGCCGUGGUUUGUGGCUGCGACCGUCCUGUCCAUCACCCACGUGAAUAGCCUCAAACUUGAGUCUGGCUGCUCAGCUCCAGGAGAACAACCCAGGUUUUUGGGGAUACGAGAGCAGAGAGUCACUGGCUUGAUGAUCUUUGUGCUCAUGGGCUGCUCCGUCUUCUUGACCACUGUAUUAAAGUUUAUACCAAUGCCUGUGCUGUACGGUGUCUUUCUCUACAUGGGUGUAUCAUCGCUCAGAGGAAUCCAGUUCUUCGAUCGCUUGAAGCUGUUCGGGAUGCCGGCGAAACACCAGCCAGAUUUCAUCUACCUGCGGCACGUGCCCCUGCGGAAGGUUCAUCUCUUCACCCUGAUCCAGCUGACCUGCCUCGUCCUGCUCUGGGUCAUCAAGGUGUCCCGGGCUGCCAUCGUCUUUCCCAUGAUGGUUUUGGCUCUCGUUUUUGUCCGGAAAGUCAUGGAUUUCUGCUUCUCAAAGCGAGAGCUCAGCUGGCUGGAUGACCUUAUGCCAGAAAGCAAGAAGAAGAAGUUGGAUGAUGCCAAAAAUGAAGCCAAAGAAGAAGAGGAGUCUCAGAAGAUGAUGGAAGCUGCUGCUGCAAAUUCAGUCCAGCUGAACCUGGUGAAGACCAGCUACCUGGAUGUCCCAAAGCAGAACAACAGUGACAGGACUGAUCCCUCUGAGAUUAACAUCUCAGAUGAAAUGUCGAAAACAACCGUAUGGAAGGCUCUUACCAUGAACACAGAAAAACUCUGAAUCCGAGGAGGAAAGAGUUUUCCUCUUUAGGGAUCUUGGCUUUGAAGGAGAGGAGUGAGAACGUGACUCAGGGAUGAGCCAGCGCAGAAGCGAGGACAAAAUGCUGUUUCACAUGGAGGAAAGGAAACAAGUGAGCACAAGCCCUCCCUGGUUUUCUCCUCCGAGUAGCAGGAUUCCCAUUAAAGCCAUUUUCAAGACAUUUCCUGUUAUCCUUGGUGUGCUUCAGGCAUUCAGUAUCUCUAGACCAGCAAACUGAGGUGCACAUCGCAGUCCGUGGGAGUUCGGUGUUGUUCAGCCUCCGUGUGUACGUGCGUGUGUUGUUGCGGUUUUGUAGUGGUAGAGGGACGGCUACCGCUUCAUCAUUCAGUGCUAUUUUUUUUAUAUCUAAUCCCCCCCCUCCCCUUUCCCUUUUUUUCCAAAUAUAAACUCUGAAUGUACGAAAUUUUUUUCUGUUAUUUUUGACGCAUUCUCCACUUUCUUCUUCGUCACUGCCAGGUUUUUGGUCUGGUUUGGGGUCCUUGAUUCACUCUUAUGUCUGUUAUUGGUACAAGAGGGAUGCCCUCCAUGGCAGGGAGCAUGGAAAUCACCUGAGCAGCUGGGCUAUGGCUUAGGAAAAGGAUUUGCUCCAGUUUUGCAUUUUUAUUUUUUUAUUUUUGCUUUGGUUCUGUCAUCAGCCUGGAGGCUGCAGCACCCACCCAGCAAACAGCAGAAAUGCCACCUUCUUGUCCCCUGGCUGUAAAUUCAGAUAAGGGAGCUCUUAAAACCCAGGACUUCAGAUCCACUGUAUGGUUGUGGGAGCAGCCAGCUUCAUCUGCUUUCCUCCCUUUUACAUCCCCAGGGCUCUCUUUUUUGCCCCAUUCUUUGCAAAGAGCCUUUUCCUCCACAGGGCAGGACGAAGCAGGAGGAAAGUGGGAAGAUGCCUUUUCCUUUUUGCUCUCCCUGCUGCCUUGCAGGAAAACGCUGUUGAGCAGGGAUGGUGACCGUGCUCUUUUUGUCUUUUUGGCUGGGUGACACCCCAGGCAUGUGUGCUCAAGUCAAGGUCCUUUGUGGGGGCCACAGAGCCUGGAAAGAGAGGAGAACCCAGGAGGAAAAAAAGAAAAAUAGAGUGGUCCCAUCCCUGUCCAAACUGGCUCCAGGCUCUUGGUGCCAUGAGCGCAGCUGGGAUGGGUGCACGAGCGCUGCUGCCACCAUCUUAUCUGAUGGGAUGGCUCCGUGGGGUCUUUCUGUGCAUUGCACAAAUCCCAAGGGCCAACGACACAAUGGUGCUCCUCGGAGGAAAGAAUUCCUCUCCAAGGAUGCCAGCGGUACAUCUGCAAGUGGGGCAAAAAAGCGUGGAUUUGGUUUUGCAGGCUGUGCUCUGAUGGCUGCCAGCAUGGCGUGGUGGUUGACAGAGGGAGAGAUCUGCUUUAGUUCUCGAAGGGGAAAAUAAAAUUAGCUUGGAGGAAGGAAAAGGUGCAAUGCCUGGCUUCUCACCGAGCUGCUUGCAUGAAAGCUGGUGCCUGCUCCUCUGCAAUACCCAUGCACAUCCCGGCCCCGCUGCCUUCCUGCACCCCUUGGGCUCCGCUUGCUGCUCGCCAGCAGCCCCCAACAAGGAAUUGUUGCCCCUCGAGUUUUGGGACAAUGGCUUUCUUUCUGUCUGCCUCUAUUUAAAGAGAAGAGAGCCGUUCCCUCCUGUGGUCCAGGGACCGGGGCCAGAGGCUGGGAUUGUUUUCUGCACGCGCUCGGUUUCCUGCAGCUGGCAGCGCUCCCUCGCAGAGCAAGAAAGAAACCAGCCCGAAGGCGAGCGUGGCCGCUGUUCCGCGAGAGCGGGCUCACUCGGGUCUGCAUUGCCAACGGCCUCGGGGCUGCUGGAAAAUUCUGCUGGUUCCUUAUUUAAAAAGCAAGCCAGGCUUCCUCAGCGUGCCCUCGCACGGGGCGCACGAUCAUCUUCUGGAUUUCAACCUUUUUUUUUUCUUUUCUCCUAUUUACAGGGUUAGUCUUUUUCUUUCUUUUUAUUUUAUAUAUAUAUAUAUAUAUAUUUAAAAUAAAAGAUGAGGCCUCAUUAAUAAUGAAAUUGCAAUCACCCCUGGGGCCCACUGCAUGUCCUAGCACUGCUUCUGCCUCUCCCAUCUAUGCGCCAUCAAUCUGUGGAUUACUCCAUAUUUUGAGAGGAUUUGUGCAGAGAAAAAUUGCAGGGGGUGGGGAGAACCCUCCCAAAGGUAUUCCAGGAGUUGCUUUAGGAUUAAAAAAAAACUCCUUAACAUGACCCAUGAUGUUUUGGUUGGCAGCAAACCCCAUUCCCCUUGAUGCAGAAAGGGUGCUGGGUGUUAUCCUCAUCUUUGGUGCCUUAAAACAGCUCCCCGGGGCAAUGUGUGAGGUGCGAGAGCUGCUUCUUUACAGGAUGAUGCUUUAAAAGCACCCAGGGGUGCAAGGAGGAGGAGGAAGGUUUGCCAAGCCAGCAAUGUAAAAAGCAAAGCUCUGACCUCCCGUGGGCCCUUGUGAAAAAAUUCCCCAAAAUAAAAUGCACGGAAAGCUCUUGGGGGGAAAGGGGGGAGAAUAAAGGUAAUAAAUAAGAUGCUGACUUUUUUUUUUCCUUUUUUUUUUUUUUUUUUUUUUCCUCCUGGCAUGCUACAUGUAGAAAUAGAGAAAUUAUUUUUGUUUCAGAGAAACUGAAAUAUAAUAUAUUUAUUUUCUUGUAAGAGAUGAUCUAGUUUGGAAAUGCUCAGUGUUGUAAAUAAAAUGGGGAGGAAAAGAAAAUAUCUGACCAAAUCUGUGUUAUUUGCCAGUUCAAAGUUUUGAUUUUUUUUUUUUUUGUUAAGAAUUUGAUUUACAUAUGGCUUAUUCUGUGAAACUUGAACACCAUCAAUCUGUGUCGCUGUCUCGUGGUUCCUGUCUGCAAAUCGUGGCUGUCGAUUGACGUCUUUCACCCGUCACAGCGCUGUUUGCCUUGGUUUUUCUGUUGCUCAUUGAACAUAAUGGGAAAAUAAUCCAAUAAAAGUCUCGUUUGUCUCAC